AUGGUGCACCCCAAUAAUAUCUCAAGAGAAUUAGUUCCUUUAGCGGAUGUUUCUCCAAAUGUUGAAGGGGUAGUCGUAAAGGCGGUAGAUGUCGGUGGUGACUUUAAUAACAAGCAAGAGUUUGAUGACCGGGAAAGCAUGCUCACAUGGAUUCGUAAGAAUGCAACUAACCUUGGUUUCAGUGCAGUAAUAGGAAUAUCGGAUAAUGGUAUGGCAAAAGGAAACUCUUUCGUAACAAUGUUGUGUGAAAGAAGUGGGAAAUACCAUCCUCCUCUAAGGAAGUUUAAAAGAGAUGACACGAGUACUAGAAAAUGCGAGUGUCAGUUUAAAAUUCGUGGUUACAUGGUGGCUAGCAAAAAUGGAGAUUUUUAG
Vicia villosa (hairy vetch) is the source of this 372-nucleotide messenger RNA. RefSeq lists its product as uncharacterized. NCBI's taxonomy places the organism in Eukaryota, Viridiplantae, Streptophyta, Magnoliopsida, Fabales, Fabaceae. The record is from RefSeq and is a predicted model, not a curated record. The coding region runs from base 1 to 372 and encodes 123 amino acids. The transcript has a single exon.